CUUUAACAUAUCUAAAUCUGCCUUUGAAGUUCGUGCGACCCAUAACGCCUUCAUUCUAUUGAACUAUCAUUCUUGCACUCUUGUCUUCACGAAAUGAGUAGAGAUGGAGCCGAGAGUCAUCGUUGUCCUGGGGGCCACCGGGAGUCAGGGCAGCGGAGUCGUCACGGCUCUGUUGAAAGACACGUCCAAGGAACGAUGGUCGGUUCGCGCUGUCACUCGGGAUCCCGUCUCUACGAGAGCCCAGAAACUUCUUGCUGAGCAACAGACUCCGGAUGGACGGCUCAGCAUCGUUUACGGUGAUCCGUAUGAUCCGGAAAACCUACGAAAGAACUUUAGCGGGGCUUAUGGAGUGUUCGCCGUGGUAAGCGAGAUCAUACUCGGUAAGGUGCUCAUGAACGAAGAAGAGAUAGCGCAUGAGCUAGAGGCAGGCCGAAAUAUUGUCGAUGCUGCGAAAUACAGCUUUGUGGAGCAUUUUGUGUUUAGCAGCCUGCCUGACAUGGCCAAAGUGACUUCGGGCCGUUAUACACGAAUACAUCACAUGAACAACAAGUUUAUGACCGAGCAGUAUGCGAGAAAGCAGCUUGAUAGUGUCACCUGCCUCAUUCCAGCCGAUGGCGUCGUUCGCUUUUGUGCGCCCAUCCCGGGUUCUCAAACUGCGGAAUGGGUUGACUCGAGUUACGAUGUUGGAAGAUUCGCCGCCAGAGUCUUUUCUCUGGGCAAAGAAAAGACCAAGGGGAGGAAUUAUCCAGUCUUAAGUCCCAAGAUAAGCAUGGAUGAGAUGGCGUCAACGUUUACAUCGAUCACUGGACAGCCGGCAAUUCAUUCUCCGCUGUCGUUGGAUGUAUGGACGGACAUGACAGUUGGGAUGCUUGGCCCGGCCUUUCGAGAUGACGUAAAGCAAAUGAUGGAAUGGGUUGCCAUGGCUCCUAAAGAGAAGAUCUGUUAUGGUGCUCUCGACCCCGAUGACGACCGGUCUAUGGAGGAAUUAGGAGUCGCAGCGAGUACUUUUGCAGACUGGCUGAGGCGGACGGGCUGGACUGGUCCUACAAUCGGCUCACCAUGA
Truncatella angustata is the source of this 1063-nucleotide messenger RNA. RefSeq names its product putative cinnamoyl-CoA reductase. Lineage: Eukaryota; Fungi; Ascomycota; Sordariomycetes; Amphisphaeriales; Sporocadaceae. The transcript has 3 exons. The record is from RefSeq and is a predicted model, not a curated record. The coding region runs from base 104 to 1063 and encodes 319 amino acids.